Messenger RNA from Thermothielavioides terrestris NRRL 8126, 1401 nucleotides. RefSeq lists its product as uncharacterized. The coding region runs from base 1020 to 1364 and encodes 114 amino acids. The transcript has a single exon. The record is from RefSeq and is a predicted model, not a curated record. NCBI's taxonomy places the organism in Eukaryota, Fungi, Ascomycota, Sordariomycetes, Sordariales, Chaetomiaceae.
GGUUGACCGAGCAGAAGCCCGAGAAACCCAUCCUGAUGGCGCCGCCGCCGCCAACGCCAAAGCCAACAACUCCUCCGCCGGUCCCCGCCGCCCAGAUGGCAGACCGUUGCCGCAGCGCCUGUGGCGACGGAAUGAAAAUUGCUGGCUCUGAAGCGCUGCUCGAGAACCGAGGAACAUCGGCCCCUGCCCUCGACAGCUUCUCCUUUCCGCUGUCGUUCCCGCCUGCCUCAACCAUACCACCCCGGCACUCGGAGCCCAUCUCUCCUAGGCAGCUUCCGCAAGUGCUCCCGUCGUCGUCCGGGGGUGAGAUCACGCGGGACCAACCCAUCGGCUCCGGUCCCAGUGCUUCAUCGCAUCCCACUGUUACCCUCGACCAGAUAUCGUGCCUCGACUUCAACGGUGUGCCGACCAACACCCCGGGUUUUGAUGUGAGCCGCGUCUUCUCAGCUGAAGGUGGUAUUCUGAGUGGCCUUUGCGUGGGUGAUGAGACCAGCUCGAGCCCGCGUCCGAUGCCGGCCUCGGCUCCGCCGCCCUUCAACCCCCUGACCAGCCACAACGCAAUCCCCUUCACCAUGUACUCAACGGGGAAUAUCGUGACAAUGCCUCAGGCGCACUGCACGAGCCAGCCACCGGCAUCGUCGGCCACUGUCUCUGCUCCGCCCCAAAGUCAACAAAUCGCAGUCUCCGCUCCCGGCAGCCUCGCCAGCCCGCAGGCCCAGUUUCCUGUCAACCACCAGCAUCCUCCAGGUCAUCCUUCCACGGCUCAACCGAUGCAAGGCCGCUUGCCAUUUUCAGCGCCGACCGCCAGGCCGGCUUGUCCGCACUGCGCGCGGAUCCAGCAGGAGAACAUGCUACGCCAGGCGCAGGGGUCUCCUCCUCGACCUCCCGCGAGCGCCGCCCAACAACAGCACCGCCAAGUCAAUCACCAACAUGCCUGGCAAUCCCCCCCCAUGCCGCCCUGCAGCCACCUUCCGCGGCCAGACUUUGCACAACAGACAGGACCCGCCGCACCACGCCCGAUGCCGACGGCACACGCACAAACACACGCACACAUACCGACACCGCGUCAGCACCAGGCCCCACCGCCCCAGAACGUCGAGCAUCCAGGCCCCUCCCCCUCCUCCUCCUCACCCACGUCGUACCCUACCGCAGCUCGUGCCGCCGCCGCUCCGGGCGGUCCGCCGCCGCCCAGUAGCGAUCUGUUCAGGGACAUUGCCGAGACGAUCCACGCGACGUUCCCUUCGGCCCAGGUCGCAGCCCGACACGGCGUGGCGCCGGCCAGGGUCGCCGAGCUGAUCUCGGGCUUGGUCAUCCGGCCGCUGCUGCUGCGCUGUGCCGGUCGCCCGCCGCCGGCUACUGGGUGAGGGGGGCGGUGAGGACAAGGAUCUCCAUACCCCCCCC